This is a messenger RNA of Lucilia sericata (common green bottle fly), 2802 nucleotides long. It is a transcript of the gene Lipt1, whose product is annotated as lipoyltransferase 1, mitochondrial. Gene Ontology annotation, cellular component: mitochondrion; cytoplasm. Gene Ontology annotation, biological process: protein lipoylation. The transcript is spliced from 4 exons. Gene Ontology annotation, molecular function: lipoyltransferase activity. The record is from RefSeq and is a predicted model, not a curated record. Bases 1325 to 2584 code for a protein of 419 amino acids. Lineage: Eukaryota; Metazoa; Arthropoda; Insecta; Diptera; Calliphoridae.
CCAAAGUUUCGUGAUUCGAUACGGUUGUAAAAAUAUUUUGCGCAUUUGUUAUUCGUUUUUUGUGAGACAAAGAAGCAAAAACUUUGCAUAGAUACAUUCUUAAAAAAAGGAAUUUUAUAAAAUUAAAUUAGAACUGAAAACGAUUCAGAGUGCUCAAAGUGUUUUAAGUGCAUGUUAAACAGAAAUAUAGAAUUUUCAAAACCUUUUGGAUGGGUUUUAGAGGAAUGAAUAAAAAUUGGAGCAAGGAUUGUUUGGGACUUCGUUUACGAGUCAGCGGACUUCAUCAAACGUGGAAGUGGUUACAUCAAACUGAAGCUUUGCACGAAUAUUUGAUCUCCGUCACUGCGGCUGACACAGCAGCAUCAAAAAAGUGUGCGAUCCAUAAAAAGUGUAACGAGUGCUAAAGUCCAAUAAUCCCAAUUGAACCGCAAAAUAAACAUUAAAAUAUAUAGAUAAUAUAUUAAAAAUUCGAACAAAAGAAUCCAUAAAAACAAAUCAGUAGACACUUUUUUAGAUAAAAUAAAAAAAACAUUUCAAGUGCCUUAAAUAGAUAAAAUAUUAAAAAGAAUAAAUACCUAUAUACAUUCAGACUAUAAAACACAUUUAAUUAAUAUAAAGAAUAUACAUAAAAAUAUAUUGUUGUGACCUUAAUAAUUAAAAAGAUUUUUUAAAACAUUUCGAUCCAUUUGCUUACAUUGGAUUGAUCACGCACACAGCCUUACUUUUUACAAUAACUACCCCCUUACCGCCUAGGCCUAGGGAUUGAUUAUCUGAUAAUUUAAAUUAUCUGCUGUCUAAACAUCUGUAUCUGUAUACUAAAUUCGAAAGAAUUACUUGACAACAGGGGAACAUACUUGCUCCGAAGAUUGCGUCGUUUCGUUUUUGUUUUGUAUACUCGUUGUCUUCUUAUAAAGUACAAAGAAAUCAAAACAAAUAUAGAAAACAAAAAACAUACACAAAUGAUUUGAGACUUUUUCUUUGUUUUGGUUUGAUUUACUUUUGAUAUUGUAUGUGCAUAAUUUCAACCGAAUUAUUAUAGUCUAAAGAGACUAAAAACAAAUAAUUGCGUCAAAAUUAUUUGUCUGCCAGUCUUUGGAACAGUGGUAAAUUAGAGGACAAAAUUAACAAUCCACUAAGUGCAAGACAACAUACGAUUUUCCGUUUGUUUAUCAAUAUAUUUAAUUGCACAUACAUCCGUCAGACGCAGCCAGUACAUAAAUUGGACGAGAAAUCAGUUACUACCCUGUAACUAAUACAAUCAACGAAAAUAUAUUUUUAGAACCAGAACAUUUCAUAUACUGUGUCAAAUAAUCAAUCGUUCGGUAUGUUGUCGUUCAGUGCAAUUCGCAGCAGUGGCAAUUGUGCUCAAUUGAGUACUAUUUGCAGACUAUUGACUACAUCGCAUCGAUAUCAGUCUUCAUCUUUUACAUCUCCCUCGUCGUCUAGUACAUCAGACGAAAGCGGUCGUAACAGCAGCCUCACUAACAAUGACGAUCCAACCCGGAAGACUAGAGGAGAUUCUAACAACAAUAAAAGCAGUACUAUAAUAACUGAUGCUGAGAUUAAAAAAUCUGUAUUCAUUUCGCAAUCGUACGAUAUUUUCACCAAUUUAGCAUUGGAAGAUUGGCUUUACAGGCAUUUUGACUUUAACCGUCAUCACGUUCUUCUGCUCUGGGCCAAUGAUCCUUGUGUUGUUAUUGGACGCCAUCAAAAUCCUUUCACCGAGGCCAAUGUAUCAAAACUUGUUGAUAAAGGAAUAACAUUGGCGCGUCGUAAUAGUGGCGGAGGUGCUGUAUACCAUGAUCGUGGUAAUUUAAACUGCACAUUCUUCACUCCACGAGAACGUUACAACCGUAAAUACAAUUUGAAUAUAUUGACUCGUGCACUUUUCCGCGAGUGGGCUAUUAAAGCUGAAAUAAAUAAACGUGAUGACAUUAUCAUCAAUGACAAAAAGAUUUCUGGAACCGCUGCUAAAUUGGGACAUCCGAAUGCAUAUCAUCAUUGCACUUUACUAGUGAGUGCGAAUAAAUUACAUUUGGGUGAAGCUUUGGUCAAAGAAGAUGCAAACUAUAUUAGCAAAGCUACUGCUUCGGUGCGUUCACCUAUAAGAAAUCUCUGUGAUGUAAAUCGCAGUGUUAAUGUUCCGCAAUUGCUGUCAGCUGUGGGCUAUGAGUUUUUGCGUACAUCUGCCACAGAGCUGGAAGAUGGUGGUAGCACUCAAACAAUGAAACAACGUGGCUUUCAGCUGGUCAAUCCGACAGAGAAGUGGUUCCCCGGUAUCGAAGAAUUACGCAAGGAAUUUAGUUCAUGGGAUUGGGUGCUUGGCAAAACACCCAAAUUUACUGUAGAAAAAGAUUUGGCACUUAAAGCCGACAAUGACAAGCAGCUUAAAAUGAAACUUGCUGUCGAGGUGGAUAAGGGGUUAAUGUCUGAAAUAACAAUUGUCAUGCCAAGUGGUGAGCGUCUACCAGUCGUUUCUCAAUUACAAAACAAACCAUACAACGAAAAAAAUCUGAAUGGAAUUAUUAAGGCUUUAAAAUUGGUGUCAACUGAUAACGUUAAACAGGCCAUUAACAGCAUGUGAGAGUUGAAUUUGAUUUAAGUUCGAAAAUGUUUUAUCACAAAUAUAAAUACAUCUUUAGCCGUUACAUUUUUUUACGAUCAAUUGUUAUUUUUCAAAAAUGUUAGUUCUUUUUUUUGUUAGUUAACCAUACUAAAUGUCAAAUACAAUCUUUGUAUUUUCAAAUCAUUUAUUACUCUAAUAUUCAAAAUAAAAUAUACAUAUAUGUAAAUGUUAAAGAA